Molecule: messenger RNA, 1328 nt
Organism: Sesamum indicum (sesame)
Lineage: Eukaryota; Viridiplantae; Streptophyta; Magnoliopsida; Lamiales; Pedaliaceae
Product: phenylacetaldehyde reductase
Molecular function (GO): oxidoreductase activity, acting on the CH-OH group of donors, NAD or NADP as acceptor
Source: RefSeq, a predicted model, not a curated record
AAAUUGAAAGCCCAUUUAGCUAACAGUUCUUCAAGCCACUGUAUCUCUCCCUCUCUCCCUCAGACACUCUUUACACACAGUACACACACUGAAAGGCACCGAAAAGGUUGGAGAGUGGGUUGAGAAGCAGAAAGUAGCGGGGAGAAUGAAGACAGUGUGUGUAACAGGAGCAUCAGGCUAUAUUGCUUCUUGGCUUGUCAAAUUCUUGCUCCAGCGUGGUUACACCGUCAAAGCUUCUGUUCGCGACCCCAAUGAUCCGAAGAAGACAGAGCACUUACUUUCACUUGAGGGAGCGAAGGAGAGACUUCACUUGAUAAAAGCUAAUCUAUUGGAAGAAGGGUCCUUCGAUGCUGUAGUUGAUGGUUGUGACGGUGUUUUUCAUACAGCUUCUCCAUUUUACUUUGCUACCACUGAUCCACAGGCAGAUUUAAUUGAUCCUGCAUUAAAGGGGACAUUGAAUGUGCUUGGAUCAUGUGCCAAAACACCAUCCAUUCAAAGGGUUGUUUUGACAUCUUCCAUAGUUGCAGUUUUUUUCAAUGGUAAACCUCGAACACCUGAAGUGGUAGUUGAUGAGACUUGGUGGUCUGACCCGGAGUUAUGCAAACAAAUGCAGCAAUGGUAUAUGCUUUCAAAGACAUUGGCCGAGGAUGCUGCCUGGAAGUUUGCGAAGGAGAAAGGUAUUGACAUGGUUUCUAUAAACCCAUCCAUGGUAAUUGGUCCGCUGUUGCAGCCAACUCUCAACACAAGUUCAGCUUCAAUUUUGAACUUGAUAAAUGGUGCAAAAACAUACCCAAAUGCUACAGCAGGAUGGGUAAAUGUAAAGGAUGUUGCAAAUGCUCAUAUUCUGGCAUUUGAGAAUCCCUCAGCUAAUGGAAGAUAUUGUGUGGUGGAGAGUGUUGCACACUAUUCACAAGUCGUGAAGAUAUUGCAUGAACUGUACCCUAAUCUUCAACUUCCUGAAAAGUGUGCUGAUGACAAGCCAUUUAUGCCUACGUACCAGGUCUCAAAAGAAAGAGCAAAAGGCCUAGGUGUUGAAUUCACUCCUCUCAAAGAAAGCCUCAAGGAAACCGUUGAAAGCUUGAAGGAGAAGAACUUUUUUAAAGCCCCACUGGCUAUUUGAAUGCCCCCUUCUUCUCGUGUGGCCUAUAGUAUGGUUUGGUAUCAUCUCCGAAUAUCCUGUAGUUGUUACCAAAAGAACUAUAAAACUCUUUCUGUACUUUGUGUAUAAACAGUUAUAAUGGUGUUGCCUUUGGAUGGCUUGUCGAAAUUGCGUACUGUUUUGUAAGUGAACUCAUUGCAACACCAUCUAUAUCAUUUGCUUUUCGCAA